AUGAGUUCCCUCAAGAGAGCGCUUGACAAGCUCAAGCCGCACCACGGCUCCUCGGCCUCGGACGACGAGAAGAGCGGCGUCAAGUCGCCCUCGUCCGUCAAUGGCCGCGCACAGUCGCCCGUCGCGUCGCCGCGCUCUUCCGUCACCCUGGGCGGCUCUCGAGCAAGCGGCGAGCACAAGCGCGCCGACGUUGCCUCGCCCACCGACAGCAGGACCAGCAUCGACCAGCCCCGCAACUCCCUCAGCGGUAUCCUCCACCGCCGCACCGAGAGCCCGAGCCGUACCGGCACUGACAAGACCAACAAGACCAACCGCUCCGGGUCUAUCUCUCACAGCCCCAUGCGAGCUGUCAAGGAGAAGCUACACAUUGGCAACGACUCGAGCGACGAAGAUGCCCCCCUCAACCGCGAGGGCGAGCCCAUGUCCCGCGGUCAGCUGCGCAAGCACGAGAAGCAGGCCCAGCAGGAAGAGCGCCACAAGCAGAACAUGGAGAAGGAGCAAGAGCUCGAGCGCAGAAGGAAGGAGAUGGAAGACCAGGCAUUGGCUGAGCUGACUCCCGAGCAGCGCUCCAAGUACGGUGUCAUCGACCCCAACUCCUACGCUGGCGAGUGGAAGCAUGAGCCCCGCCACAGGAUCCAGGACUUCUCCGCAAAGGAUGUUGGCAAGGAGGUUGUCUUCCGCGCCCGCAUCCACCACCUCAGGAAGAUGAGCUCCAAGUUCGUCUUCCUGAUGUUCCGCCAGCAGCUCGCUACCAUCCAGGGUGUUCUCUUGGAGCACGCGGAUAUCUCCAAGUACAUGUUGUACUGGGCUGAGCACCUGGACGCCGAGACCAUCGUCCUGGUCAAGGGUAUCCUGCAGGAGCCCAAGGCUAAGCAGGGCGAGGUCCUCGGAGCCACCAUCCACGACGUCGAGGUCUCGGUACACGCCCUCCACGUCGAGGCCGCCGUCACCGACCACCUGCCCUUCAACGUCAACGAAGCCGAGGUCUCACAGGCCGAGGUCGACGCUGAGCUUGCAAAUGCAGAGCACAAGGAAGGACACACCCGCGUCAAGAUUGCGGAUCGUACACGUUUGAACAACCGCGUCAUCGAUCUGAGGACAACAGCUUCACAGGGUAUCUUCCGCAUCCAGUCUGGUAUCUGCAGGCUCUUCCGUAACCAGCUAGAUUCGGAAGGCUUCAUCGAAAUCCACACCCCAAAGCUUCAGGGCGGUGCUACCGAGUCGGGUGCCAGUGUGUUCAAGAUCGACUACUUUGGUCGUGGCGCCUUCCUUGCUCAGAGUCCCCAAUUGGCCAAACAGAUGGCCAUCUCUGCAGACUUUGGCAAAGUGUACGAAAUCGGUGCCGUCUUCCGUGCUGAGAACAGUAACACGUACCGUCAUUUGACUGAGUACACUGGUCUGGAUCUGGAGAUGCAGAUCGACGAGCACUACCACGAGGUCCUCCGUGUGCUAGACCGCACUUUCAAGGCCAUUUUCAAGGGUAUCUACGACCAAUACCGUCCCGAGAUUGAGGUAAUCAAGAAGCACUUCCCUCACGAGGACUUGGUCUGGCUGGACCAGACACCCAUCAUUCCCUUCGCCGACGGUGUUCGCAUGCUGAACGAGUCCGGCUGGAGGGACGAUGAUGGCAAUGAGCUUGACGUGAACGAAGACCUGGGUACCAGGGAUGAGGUUCAGCUCGGUCGCGUCAUCAAGCAGAAGCUUGGAACCGACUACUACAUUCUAGACAAGUUCCCUGCCAACGCGCGCCCAUUCUACGCCAUGAACGACCCGAACGACCCCACGGUCACCAACUCCUUCGAUAUCUUCUGCAGAGGACAGGAGAUUCUCAGUGGUGGCCAGCGUAUCCACGACUCCACCUUGCUGCUGGACAAGAUGCGCAAGCUCAAGGUCGAUCCCGGUUCGAUGGAAGACUACAUCCAGGGCUUCCAAUGGGGAGCACCACCCCACGGUGGAGGUGGUAUCGGUCUCGAGCGUAUUCUCAUGUUGAUGAUGAACCUCGGAAACAUUCGCCAUGCGUCCAUGUUCCCUCGCGACCCGAAGAGUUUGCCAGAGCGGCCAGUUAUCAAGCAGCUGCGACAUCCUGAGGCCAGCACCAUGCAUCCACCGUGGGAAGGACAGGAUCGUGCGGUUGCCAAGAUCGACCUCCAGCCUAUCGAGAAGCUCAUCGCCAACUACGGUGAUGCCACCAACACGUCCUGGUUGGAGCCUCGCACCGAGAUCUGGCGCGACGAGAACACCGGUGCGGCUGUCGGCUUCGUACCUCAAGACGGGUUCGCCAUCACUGUCGGUGACCCUCUUUGCCACGAGUCUCAAUACCUCAAGACCAUGGCUGGUUACCUCAAGUACAUCAAGAAGGAGCGCAACCUCAAGCCACUGUGGCUUCUUGUAGGACACGCCACCGAGGAGGUGCUUGCAACCAAGUUCAACUGGCGCACAUUCUCCGUCACUGGAGAGCAGCGUGUAGACCCUGUCCACAACCCAGCGGACAAGGACUCUGACGUGCAGCGCAAGAUCCGCCACGCGGAGAAGGAGGGUGUCAAGAUUAGCGAUUAUGCCCUCGGCACACCACCACCACCAGAUGUCAAGGCGAAGGUCGAUGCUCGUGUAGCGGAUUGGCUGAACAACCGCAAGGGCAAGCAGGUCCAUUUGACCAACAUCCACCCAUGGCAAGACGAGGAGCAUCGCCAAUACCACAUCGCCUACACACCCGACGGCACUAUCGCUGCCUUUGUCGCCAUGGCGCAGCUUUCACCUGACCACGGCUGGCAAGUCAAGUACUCUCUCGACUUCCCCGGCGCGCCCGGUGGCUCAAUCGAGUACAUUGUCACACACGCUCUCAAGCAAGUCGCUGCUAGCGGCGCAACCAGCGUCACCUUUGGUGGUGGUGCUAGCUCCAAGUUCAGCCCAGGACAUAACGUCAAAGGUACUCGCGUCAAGGUGCUCAGCCGCGCCUACCACGCCAUUGCGACUGAACUCAAGCUCACCAACAAGACUGAGUUCCGUGAGAAGCUGGGUGCAGUCGACGACCCAAGCUACAUUUGCUACCCGCCCCACGGGCUGGGCCCUAUGGCGGUCAAGGCCAUCUUGAACUUCUUCUCUGACGAUGACGACAACAACUAA
Alternaria incomplexa is the source of this 3123-nucleotide messenger RNA. RefSeq lists its product as uncharacterized. The transcript has a single exon. NCBI's taxonomy places the organism in Eukaryota, Fungi, Ascomycota, Dothideomycetes, Pleosporales, Pleosporaceae. Gene Ontology annotation, cellular component: aminoacyl-tRNA synthetase multienzyme complex; cytoplasm; cytosol. Gene Ontology annotation, biological process: aspartyl-tRNA aminoacylation. The record is from RefSeq and is a predicted model, not a curated record. Bases 1 to 3123 code for a protein of 1040 amino acids. Gene Ontology annotation, molecular function: aspartate-tRNA ligase activity; RNA binding; ATP binding.